Molecule: messenger RNA, 1989 nt
Organism: Carya illinoinensis
Lineage: Eukaryota; Viridiplantae; Streptophyta; Magnoliopsida; Fagales; Juglandaceae
Product: phosphate transporter PHO1 homolog 9-like
Exons: 12
Coding region: 1-1989 (662 amino acids)
Biological process (GO): cellular response to phosphate starvation; phosphate ion transport
Cellular component (GO): trans-Golgi network; Golgi apparatus; plasma membrane
Molecular function (GO): inositol hexakisphosphate binding
Source: RefSeq, a predicted model, not a curated record
AUGAAGUUCGGCAAAGAAUUCGCGGCACAGAUGGUGCAGGAAUGGCGUGACGCGUACAUGGAUUACAACAGUCUGAAAGCAGUGUUGAAAGAUAUCGUGCGGAUCAGACAGAGAAGCGUCACCGCAUCGACCUCAAAAAGUUCUUUGAAAAGAAAGGUUUCCCUAUACAGAGCUUUUAGCGGGCUAACAAGCCGGCACAGAAGCUCUCAGAGAAAGAAUGAGGAUGAAGUAAUUCUUGUUCAUGCAGUGGAGCAGCAGGAGGGCGCAAACGGGCACUACCAAACCAUGUUCCUCAUGUCUUCCGACACCGGCGGAGAGUGCGAGCUUCGUUUCUUCAGGAGGCUUGAUGAUGAGUUCAAUAAGGUCGUAAACUUCUACAAAAUGAAGGUGCAGGAAGUUAUGGACGAGGCAAAUGAAUUGACUAAGCAGAUGGAUGCUUUGAUUGCUCUUCGCAUAAAUGUGGAUAAACCGAUGGUAGAAUUUCAUGGAGCUGAUUUGGAAAAUCUUGCAAGCAAUGAGAGAAAACCUGGACGCUUUUUGAAUCUAUUGGCAUUUUCAAAGAUCAUGAAGAAGUAUGACAAGAUCACUUCAAGAAAUGCAUCUAAGACUUAUAUGGCGAUGGUGGACAAAUCUUAUCUCGGUAGCUCGGAUGAGAUUACUAGGCUCAUGGAAAGGGUAGAGGCUACCUUCAUUAAGCACUUUGUAAAUGGAAAUCGUAGAGAAGGAAAGAAGAUUUUAAGGCCAAAAGCCAGAAGGGAGAGACAUCGGAUUACGUUUUCCUUGGGUUUCUUCUCUGGCUGCUCGCUUGCACUUGUAGUAGCCACCGUUGUGGUUAUACAAGGAAGAGAUCUCCUGAAAAGCGAGGGGCGUACUCAGUAUAUGGAUAACAUGUUUCCUCUUUACAGCUUGUUCGGAUUCAUUGUCCUGCAUAUGCUUAUGUACUCUGCAAACAUAUGCUUUUGGAGGCGUUACAGAGUCAACUAUUCGUUUAUUUUCGGCUUCAAGCAAGGAACAGAAUUGGGCUACAGAGAAGUCUCUCUUCUCAGUUCAGUUCUUGCUGUACUUGCAUUGGCUGGCGUAAUUUCAAAUUUAGAUAUGGAGAUGGACGAAAGAACAAGAAGCUUCGAAGCCUUAACUGAACUAGUCCCUUUGGGAUUACUUACUGUUGUGGUUCUCAUAAUAUUCUGUCCCUUCAACAUCAUAUACCGUUCAAGUCGCUUUAUCCUAAUCCAAUCAGCGUUCCAUUGUCUUUGUGCUCCUCUGUACAAGGUUACCCUACAAGACUUUUUCUUGGCAGACCAGCUAACUAGCCAGGUGCAGGCUUUCAGAAGUUUUGAAUUCUAUGUUUGUUAUUAUGGUUGGGGUGACUUCAAAAUUAGAUCAAACAAGUGCCAUAGAAGUGGUGUUUAUAAAAGUUUUUAUUUCAUUGUAGCAAUCGUUCCAUACUGGAUCCGUUUCCUACAGAGCCUUCGACGCUUGAUAGAGGAGAAAGAUGCAAUGCAUGGGUAUAAUGGACUGAAAUACUUCUCAAUAAUUGUAGCAGUUUUCAUGAGGACAACUCAUGAUUUACAAAAGGGGAUGAGUUGGAAGAUAAUGGCCGUAGUGAGUUCAGGUGUUGCAACCAUCAUUGCUACAUAUUGGGACAUUGUCAUAGAUUGGGGUCUUUUGAGAAAGGAUUCCAAAAACCGAUGGCUGAGAGAUAAACUCCUUAUAUCGAACCGAAGUGUUUACUUUGUAGCAAUGGCAUUGAAUGUUGUAUUGAGACUUGCUUGGAUGCAGUCUGUAUUAGGGUUUAGGGAAGCACCUUUCCUGCAUAGACAAGCAUUAAUUGCAAUAGUUGCCUGCUUGGAGAUCAUUCGACGUGGCAUUUGGAAUUUCUUCAGAUUGGAGAAUGAACACUUAAACAAUGUUGGGAAGUAUCGAGCAUUCAAGUCAGUGCCCCUACCUUUUAACUAUGACAACGUCGACGAUGAAGACAGGCACAUAUAG